Messenger RNA from Angiostrongylus costaricensis, 528 nucleotides. Lineage: Eukaryota; Metazoa; Nematoda; Chromadorea; Rhabditida; Metastrongylidae. The record is from the annotation of a GenBank genome assembly.
UUGAUUGAUGCCGUAAAUGAUACUGUGAUACGUGCUAUUAAGGUGCUGCUUUUCCGGGCUGGUUCCCGUUAUGAAAAUCUCAACCAACAUGGACUCGUUCAUCACUUGCGUAAUUCUGUUGGCAGAGAUUCAGCCAACUAUCCAGGUCUUAGCCUUAUUUGGAGUUCGGCUGUCAGUGGAGGACGUGUGAACGCAUUCUCGACGCGGGAUAUUUAUGGUGUGUCGCUUGCUCUGCCACGUGACGAGACAUCUGUUGGUAUUUCAAUUCUCGGUCACAUUGCUCAACCUGCUUUCAAACCUUGGGACUUUGAAGAUGUUCUUCCUACUCUUAAAGUGGACAACGCCUAUAAAGCAGCAUAUGAUGUAGCUUUCGAAGAUUUACACCGCGCCGCCUAUCGUAAUGGACCUCUUGCGCGGUCUGUGUACGCUCCCAAAGUGGCCAUUGGAAAACUUAGCUACAAAACACUAGCCGAGUUCUCUGUACGUUGUUGUGCUUUUGUAAACAGAAGAGAAUUAUUUAGAGCGUAA